Kwoniella botswanensis is the source of this 297-nucleotide messenger RNA. RefSeq lists its product as uncharacterized. The coding region runs from base 1 to 297 and encodes 98 amino acids. The transcript has a single exon. The record is from RefSeq and is a predicted model, not a curated record. NCBI's taxonomy places the organism in Eukaryota, Fungi, Basidiomycota, Tremellomycetes, Tremellales, Cryptococcaceae.
AUGGAAGUAGACUGGAUCAGGGUGUUACACCAUACCGGUAAUGCUAGGUCUAACAAAGGCCCGAAAACGUCAGAGAAAUGUAGGGAGAUUUGGUACUCUGCUGGAAAGACUAUCAAGGAGUCAUCUGAAUCAGAUCGGACCGAUAACGAUAACGAUAGUAUUGUACUCGGAGAAAACGGAUUACAUCCAGAUAUCGAUAUGACGCUUUCAAAUGAUGAAGCUUGUCAAGCCGCUUUAGCUCAUCUAAAGAUGUUCGAAUGGAUUGAGAGGAGAGCAGAGUCUAAUUUGCCGGUGUAG